Eimeria mitis is the source of this 1719-nucleotide messenger RNA. RefSeq names its product polynucleotide kinase-3'-phosphatase, putative. NCBI's taxonomy places the organism in Eukaryota, Apicomplexa, Conoidasida, Eucoccidiorida, Eimeriidae. Gene Ontology annotation, molecular function: polynucleotide 3'-phosphatase activity; ATP-dependent polydeoxyribonucleotide 5'-hydroxyl-kinase activity; double-stranded DNA binding. Gene Ontology annotation, biological process: DNA repair. Bases 1 to 1719 code for a protein of 572 amino acids. The transcript has 2 exons. The record is from RefSeq and is a predicted model, not a curated record.
AUGCAGGCCUCCCAGGCGUAUUUCCACCUCCCGAGCUGCUGUAGAAUCAGCAAAACUUCUGCCUCAGGUCCGGCUGCUGCUGCUGUUUCUGCUGCUGCUGCUGCUUCUUCUUCUGAGGGCAUGAAGACAGCACCGUGUGGCUGCAGUCGCGUGGCUAUCUUCGACCUGGACGGCACCCUCAUCACCACCCGCAGCGGCAAGAAGUUUCCCGUUGAUGCCAACGACUGGAAACUGCUAUUUGAACACCAAAUUCGCGCCCAGCUGCGUCGCCUGCACGAUAGCGGCUAUUCAAUCUUCAUAUUGUCGAAUCAGUUGGGCGUUACCCUCGGCCAUGUUUCUCUGGCGGAGAUGACAGCGAAAGUUGACGCAUUGCUGCGCCACCUGCAGGUGCCACUCACAGCCUGUCUUUGUUGCUGCGACGACAUGUACAGGAAGCCGCGACCAGCAUCUGCUGCUUUCAUCUUCAAGGAUUUGCUGCCGCUGCUGCAGCAGCACCAACAGCAGCACCACCACCAGCAGAAAGACGCAGAGGGGCCUGCCUCCUCAGGUAAGGGUGACGCUGCUGCUGCUUCCAUGGCAGCUGGCCCCUCGUCGGGGUGUACAUACCCUCGGGUUUUCUUCGUGGGCGACUCUGCGGGUCGGCCUGGCGACCACAGCGCGGCAGAUUUGAAGUUUGCGUUGAACGUUGGGAUGCAUUUUUACACCCCAGAGGAAUUCUUCUUAGGCAAAGCGACGCCGCAUUUGCCGCUUUUGAAGCGCAGACUGCACGGGGCGACAGAGGGUAAGCGAGAAGAGGCGAAAACGGGGGAAACGGGGCAGCAGUUGUUGAUUGCAACAGACAGAAAACGUAAAAACGUCAAAGAGAAAGCAGGCGAAGCCACAGCUAUCGUCUUUGAUCCAAUUGAACUGCUGGGAAACAACACACAGACGGCAGACUUCAUGCAGCAACGGCACGGCACUCCAGCCCCGGCGAAAGGAGAAGACGACACAGCAAGUGAGGGGGGAAAGCGCCAUCAGCAUCAGCAGCAGCAACAGCAACAGCAACAGAAACAGGAACAACAACAGCAGCAGCAGCAAGAGAGCCCGCAGGAGCUGGUCAUCCUCAUAGGGGCCCCGGGGAGCGGUAAGAGCACUCUGGUUGAACGCCUGUUCCCGCAUCAUGCGGUGGUGCGGCAGGACGACCUGAAGGUGAAGGCCAAGUGCGUGGAGGUCUGCGAACGGCUUCUUCGUGAGGGGAGAAGUGUUGUGAUAGACAGACAAAACACCACCAAAGAAGACCGACAGAUAUUCAUUGAGCUCGCUAAGCAACACGGGAAGAACUGCAAGGUACGGGGCAUCGCCCUGCUGUGGCCCAAAGAGGUGUGCCUGCACUUAGGCCUUUUCAGAAGCCUAGCAGCAGCCAUAAGGAACAACAACAGCAACGGCAGCAGCAGCACCAGCAGCAACAGCAGCAGCAACAAAAGCAGCAGUAGCAACAAUAGCGGCAGCAGCAAGAGGAGAGCGGCAAGCGAGGCAAGCGCGUCGUCUGACUCGCGGUAUCGUUCUGUCAAAGUCCCAAAAGUUGUAAUAAAUACUUUUUAUGCAAAUGUGGAACACCCGACAGAAGAAGAAGGAUUCCAUCACGUGGAAAUACACAAAGAUCUGAACACAGACUUUCAGCUGUAUGAUGACUUCCGUUCUGAAGAAGAAAAACACAUUUUUGGCUCCUUUUUAGAUUAA